Messenger RNA from Brachypodium distachyon (stiff brome), 1545 nucleotides. Its product is annotated as rust resistance kinase Lr10. The transcript has 2 exons. Lineage: Eukaryota; Viridiplantae; Streptophyta; Magnoliopsida; Poales; Poaceae. Gene Ontology annotation, molecular function: ATP binding; protein kinase activity. The record is from RefSeq and is a predicted model, not a curated record. Gene Ontology annotation, biological process: protein phosphorylation. The coding region runs from base 140 to 1480 and encodes 446 amino acids.
AUUAAUUUUUCUUGUGGGUGGAUGGAUCCUGCUACAUAUACAACGAUCGAGUAGAGAUUGGCGUUCUGCAGGCUAGUUAAUUAAACGAUCGAUAUCCAGCCGGCCGUUUCAUUUCCCAAACCAAUUAAUUUCGUCAACAAUGUCGUCUAAUUUCCAGCCUGGGGACUCCAACAAUUUCCCAACCUCGUCUCCCAACGACGAUCUCGGCAAACAAGCCUCCAGCACCUUCAACAACUUCCUCGUCAUCUCCGUCGUUUUUGGGGUGUUGAGCAUCCUGGGGACCGUCGCCAUAGUCUACUUCGUGUACAGGUGCGUCAAGAAGAACGGCCUCCCCGCCAUCAACAUCAACACGACCGCUGCCGCGGCAUCAUCAUCGUCGACGGCAUCGGCUAUGUACGCGGUGGUGCCGGACUCUCAGAUACGGGAGGCUACCGUCGAGAGGUUUCUCAAGGAGAUCGCGGGCGAGAAGCCCAUUCGAUUCACCCCGGAGCAACUCUCUGGUUUCACCAACAACUACUCGGCCCGGCUCGGCGCCGGCGGGUUCGGCACCGUGUACAAGGGCAUGCUACCCAACGGUCUCAUGGUCGCCGUGAAGCGGCUCCACACCACCCACGAUGACCGGACCUCCCAGGACCAGUUCAUGGCGGAGGUCGGCACCAUCGGGAGGACCCACCACAUCAACCUUGUCAGGCUCUUUGGCUUCUGUUUCGACUCUGCCACCCAUGGCGUGCGCGCACUGGUGUACGAGUACAUGGAGCACGGCGCGCUCGACGCCUACCUCUUCGAUGAUCGGAACCGUGGUAUCGGCUUCCCGACGCUGCGCGCUAUCGCUGUUGGCGUGGCUAGGGGCCUCCGGUACCUCCACGAGGAGUGCCAGCAGAAGAUCGUGCACUACGACAUUAAGCCUGGCAACGUGCUCCUCGACGGCAGCCUCACGCCCAAGGUGGCCGACUUUGGGCUUGCACAGCUACUGAACCGGGCUGACACGCACAAGACCGUCUCUGGGAUGCGUGGCACCCCCGGUUAUGCCGCACCAGAGAUGUGGAUGCAAGCCGGCGCCACCGAAAAGUGCGACGUGUACAGCUUCGGCAUCCUCUUGUUUGAGAUCAUCGGCCGGAGGAGGAACUUCGACGAAGCAGCGCCCGAGAGCCAACAGUGGUUCCCCAAGAUGGUGUGGAUUAAGUACGAGAGCGGGGAACUUAUGGAGAUCAUGGGCGAUCAGCAGGACAAGCAGACGGUGGAGAGGAUGUGCAUGGUGGCGUUCUGGUGCGUGCAGCAGCAGCCGGAGGCAAGGCCGCCCAUGAGCACGGUGGUGAAGAUGCUCGAGGGCGAGAUGGACAUAACUGAACCGGCGAACCCGUUCCUGCAUCUCAUGGCGGCGCCGGUGGCAGCAAACCUGUGGACUACCGUGACGAGCAGUGUAAACACGGUGUCAGCAUCGGUAAAUGGUGUUCAUCAUGGUAGCAAUGAGAUCGUUUAGCUUCAACACUUUGCAUCUGAUUGUACUUAAGGAGAUGUGCAAUAAUAUAGAAGACAAAAUCAAAA